This is a messenger RNA of Tachysurus fulvidraco (yellow catfish), 1180 nucleotides long. It is a transcript of the gene riiad1, whose product is annotated as regulatory subunit of type II PKA R-subunit domain containing 1. The transcript is spliced from 4 exons. Lineage: Eukaryota; Metazoa; Chordata; Actinopteri; Siluriformes; Bagridae. Bases 158 to 433 code for a protein of 91 amino acids. The record is from RefSeq and is a predicted model, not a curated record.
AGUUAGCGUGGAUAUUGUAUUAAUUAGCUGUAUUAAUAAUUAUAUCAAUGACCGUCGUCAUAGUUUCACAAUUAGAACGCUCGUGGCUUGUUGCCUAGCAACCUGUUCGCUUUAGCCAGGCAGUCAGUUGCAGGUGUGUUAGGAGAAGCGGUACGUAAUGGCGGACCGAGGACUGGAGAAAGCUGACAUAGGGGCACUGAGCCCUGAGCAAAAGGAAAAAUUGCGCCAGUUUAAGAUCAAGACCAAAAUAGCGAAUGAAAUGUAUCUGAGAGCUCAUCCAGAAGUAGAAAUGUUGCUGAGUGAUUUUCUGAGAGACGUGUUUGUUAAAAGACCUACAGAUAUCCGUGAAUUUGCUGCAGGUCACUUCAGUGAUCCAGACCUACCAAGGAAACUUCAGCAGAAAGUGGAAGAGAAGGCUUCAGCAAACAUAUGAAGCAGUUUUAAACCCUAUAUGUUCCAUAAAACAAUGAGAAACACAAUGCUUUUCUUGAGCUAUUUUCUAAUUGGGAUUUAUCAGGGGAGAAGUCGCUGGCUCGUUUGUUAAAUGAGACUAUGGGGAUGUAAACACUAUGGAGAUGAAUGUCAACUCCACCGAAGUGAACAAAAUACCACGAUCAAGUGUUACUAUAGUCACAUCGACUAUAGUAGAGGUCACAAAUUCUACAAGCAUUUUUCUUCCUAUUAAAACAUUAACCAAUUUUUGUACAGAUAUUUGCCAAUUGCAAUCGUCUAUCAUGCAGAAAGUUAACGUUCCAUUUUUAAAUUUGAUCGUAAGAUGUUCGUUUGUCUCAAAAAUGUUUAUGAGAAACAUUAAUUUCUGGAUUCAUAACAUCCUAUGCAGUAUGGUAUUAGAAUCCACCCCAAAAUUAAAAUUCCAGCAAGAGAUAUUUUAAGCUACAUAAAACAUAUUUUUUUAAGUCACAUUUUUCCAGUCAAAAAUGCAGGUAUUUUUUUCUACAAAAUACAGGUUUCAAAAGUAUUAUUAAUAUGUUAUGAUGUCAUAACAGUAUGUGAAGUAUGUGGACUGAUUACUUAACAUGGCUCAAAUGUCUCUGAGAAUUCAGGCACUUGUCACAAACCCAAUUAUUCUGAAAGACACCAUACUGUAUGUAAAAUUCACUCAUCUCUCUGUAUAACAUAAUUUAAUAAAUUGCAUGUAAAUAAAUGAAAUAUAAGACGA